UGACAAUCCUGUAUGUUUUUAAAUGGUAGGCCUAUAUAUUGAUUUACCUACAAUAAAAAAGGGACAAGAAUAUAUUUUUUCGGAGAUUUAUACAUUCAUUUGGGUGUCAUUUGGAUAUUUUUCAAGACAAAAUAACAAAGGUAAUUUGUACAAAGUUACAAGAUGGAACUAAAAUGUACCUGGCACCUGCACUUCUGGUUAGGGAUACUGGAAAAUGAUGAGCACAGGUGUAGUAUGGUUUAAUUGUCCAUUUCUAUUCCAUACCAUGCUGCACUGUGGGAUCUGGUGGAGCCACCCAUCAAUAUGGCUCAUAUCCCUCCAUAUUACCAUGGCAACUGAGGCUGUAAAGUCCUGGGAUUGAGUCUCAUGUGGCACACCGGCUAUAGAACUAUAAAUUAAAAGACAUACUGUAGAAUUAUGAGAUAACUAAUUAUCAUUUUAUAGCUUGUUUAAAUAUAUGUUGUAAGUUAUGUAAGUGUAUAAGUUGUAAUUAAUGGCUAUUAAUUAUAAACAAAUAUUAAAUUAACACUUUGUCUCUAAGUUCCUCAGGAAAAUCCCUCCAAUACACAACCACGAACAUUCUGCACCAUUUAUGACAACGUAUUAAAUAUUUAAAUGGUGCAAAAAAACAUGAUGCAAGCAUGAUUUAUUAACCACCAAUCAAGCCAUUGCUUACAACUUACAAUGUCAUUAUAAUGUAGCUAUAUUAGAAAGUGGUAUGUAUAAUUGUUUCGAUAUGAUGUUUUUUGUUAUUGUGCAACAAGGGGAACAUCAUUUGUUUCUAUUGUUUUUGGAAAUUUGCCUGGAAAUAUCUCAGACUACUGAGAUUGAUUACUACCCCAUUUGUGUUGUCUCUUUUUCAGAAUCACAUGCUCAGCUUAAUGUAUGUGGCGCUGCUCCCCUCAACACCAGGAUAGUUGGAGGUAAAGACGGUCCAGCUGGAAGUUGGCCCUGGCAGGUCAGUCUGCAGAGAUUUGGCAGCCAUGUUUGUGGUGGUUCCCUCAUCAACAGAGAGUGGGUGAUGUCUGCUGCUCACUGCUUCUCCAGUACAAGUACAUCUGGAUGGCAGGUUUCUCUCGGUCGUCAGAACCUGCAGGGCAAUAACCCAAAUGAAGUGUCCAGAACUGUUGCCAGAAUCAUUUUUCAUCCAAACUAUGACAGGAACACCAACAACAAUGACAUUGCUCUGCUCAGACUCUCCUCACCGGUCACAUUCACAGCCUACAUCAGACCUGUGUGUCUGGCAGCCAGUGACAGUGUGUUCAACAGCGGUACUAAUAGCUGGAUCACUGGCUGGGGCGCACUCAAGGAGGGAGUGUCAUUACCAUUCCCUAAAACUCUUCAAGAAGUGGAGGUGCCAGUUCUAGGAAACAGACAGUGUAACUGUCUCAACGGAGUCGGUACAAUCACAGACAACAUGAUCUGUGCUGGUGUUCUGGCAGGAGGCAGAGACUCAUGUCAGGGUGACUCAGGAGGUCCAAUGGUGAACCAGCAGGGCUCUGUCUGGGUCCAGUCUGGAAUUGUCAGUUUUGGUUUUGGCUGUGCUCGGCCCAAUCUGCCGGGAAUCUACUCCAGAGUGUCCAGGUACCAGUCCUGGAUCAACUCCCUCAUCAGCUCUGAUAAGCCAGGCUUUGUCCAGGUCACCUCCAGGGGGCUGGAUGCUGACAGCAGCUACACCUGUCCUGGUCUGCCAGCUGCCCCAACAACUUCACCAACGACUAGACCAAGUACUGCUUUCCAAAGUGUAAACAGUCCUGCAAGGGGAUCAAGAUGGCCCUCUGCUGUGUAAGUCAGACUCAUCUUGGUUCAAAGAGGCCGUUGUAACAAUGAGUGGAAGUAAAUCAGCCGGCGCUGAUGUUCAGGUCUUUGCCUGAACAUCUUCUUAAAGGAGAAAGUUAGGGACAUGCCGUCUCCUGCAGCAGCUGCAACAGGAAAUGCAGCAGGUUUCUCAAUUUCCUUAUUUCUCUCUUUUGUUGUCCCUAUUACCUCACUGUUUCUGUUGUCAGGGUGUUAGGUCUGUUGU
Messenger RNA from Sander lucioperca (pikeperch), 2023 nucleotides. Its product is annotated as serine protease 27. The transcript is spliced from 6 exons. The coding region runs from base 719 to 1789 and encodes 356 amino acids. NCBI's taxonomy places the organism in Eukaryota, Metazoa, Chordata, Actinopteri, Perciformes, Percidae. Gene Ontology annotation, biological process: proteolysis. The record is from RefSeq and is a predicted model, not a curated record. Gene Ontology annotation, molecular function: serine-type endopeptidase activity.